GGUUGGGGCCUGAAUUCUGAAGUGAUUUUUUGGCAUUAUUGAUUCCUGGUGAGAUGUACUUUGUAGAGAGAAGAGAGAUAAAAGAGAGAGAGAGACAGAGAGAGUGGUGAGUUGGUGUUUACUGUAGCUGAGAGGAAAGCCGUCCGUUCUCAGUCGAUAGUUGAUGGUGCUAUCUACAUAGACUCACUCGUGCACAUCUUGGCUUAAACGAGCUGAAAAAAAAAGGACGAGAUUCCCGUGGCCUUCAUGUCUGUCUGUCCGUCCCCCCUUGUCCGAAACGCCUCGUGCUUAUUAUUCUUCCUCUGCAGUAGAUUAGCUUCUUACUGGACUAGUACUCUGCUUUUCUGUGAUAGUACUCGUACGUACAUUAGCGAGAGGGAUAUGCAAUGCACGUACAACAAACAAGUUCCUAGUCGUACCGCUCGCUUUUUUUUCUUUCUUGUUACUCCUCUUUUUGCUGUUCCCAUUCCUUUCAGCUCAUCAAACCACGGGAUCCACCACGGCGAAUAAGACGCGGCUGCCAUCCUGGGGCUGAAGUCGACUAGCAGUUUUUUAAGCAU
Molecule: messenger RNA, 560 nt
Organism: Trichoderma harzianum CBS 226.95
Lineage: Eukaryota; Fungi; Ascomycota; Sordariomycetes; Hypocreales; Hypocreaceae
Exons: 1
Coding region: 247-510 (87 amino acids)
Source: RefSeq, a predicted model, not a curated record